Messenger RNA from Hyaena hyaena (striped hyena), 1271 nucleotides. It is a transcript of the gene NIPAL2, whose product is annotated as NIPA like domain containing 2. Bases 84 to 1208 code for a protein of 374 amino acids. Gene Ontology annotation, cellular component: membrane. The transcript is spliced from 11 exons. The record is from RefSeq and is a predicted model, not a curated record. Gene Ontology annotation, molecular function: magnesium ion transmembrane transporter activity. Gene Ontology annotation, biological process: magnesium ion transport. Lineage: Eukaryota; Metazoa; Chordata; Mammalia; Carnivora; Hyaenidae.
CGCGCCUCCUCGGCGGCGCCUGGCGGAGCGGCGGGGCCGCGAGGCGGCCGGAGCCCGAGCCCGAGCGCCGGGAGCGAGCCCCAAUGGCCGCCGCCUCGGCCGCCGUGGACGAGCUGUCCCGGAACUUCACGUACGGGGCGCUGGGCGCCGGCAACGGCUCCCUGUCUGGCGCGUGGUACCGCAGGAACCAGAUUCACCUUUUUGGAGUUUUGCUGGCCAUUUUAGGAAACCUGGUAAUCAGUAUUUCCCUAAAUAUUCAGAAAUAUUCUCAUGUCCAGCUGGCACACCAGGAACACCCACGGCCAUACUUCAAGAGCGUGUUGUGGUGGGCUGGGGCCGUGCUCAUGGCCUUUGGGGAGACGGGCAACUUUGCAGCCUAUGGAUUUGCCCCCAUUACUCUCAUUGCACCGUUGGGCUGUGUGUCUGUUACAGGUAGUGCCAUUAUUUCUGUUAUGUUUCUGAAAGAAAAUUUAAGAGCUUCAGAUUUAUUAGGUAUGACAUUGGCAUUUGUGGGAACAUAUUUAUUGGUGAACUUUGCUCCAAAUAGAACUCAGCCUAUCUCUGCAAGAACAGUACAGUAUUACUUUGUUGGCUGGCAGUUCCUGAUCUAUGUGAUUUCAGAAAUAUUACUUUUCUGCACCCUCCUCUAUUUCCAUAAGAGAAAAGCCAUGAAGCACAUGGUGAUUCUGCUGAGCCUGGUGGCACUCCUAGCCUCAUUGACUGUUAUUUCAGUAAAAGCAGUCUCAGGCAUGAUCACUUUUUCUGUGACGGAUAAAAUGCAACUAACUUACCCCAUCUUCUAUAUCAUGUUUAUCAUCAUGAUAGCGUCUUGUGUUUUCCAAGUCAAGUUCCUGAAUCAAGCCACGAAGCUCUACAACACAGCAAUGGUGGUGCCCGUUAACCAUGUUUUCUUUACGACCAGUGCCAUUAUCGCAGGUAUCAUAUUUUAUCAGGAAUUCCUUGGUGCAGCUUUUCUUACCGUAUUUAUAUAUAUAUUUGGGUGCUUUCUGUCAUUCCUUGGUGUGUUUUUGAUCACAAGAAAUCGAGAAAAGGAACAUCUGUCACAGUCUUACAUUGAUUUUGGAAAUAUUCCUGGGAAACAAACACUGGACAAAAUACAACCAGAUUCCAAUGGCUUAUCCUAUGGAACUUUGCCUGAUGGAAGUGACUCAACACAGAGCCAAAGUGGAGAGAAGAAAGAGGUCUAAAAUGCUGAGAGGGAUGGCUUCUGGCCUGUUAUUCGAUACCACCUUUGAAAAAAAAAAAAAAAA